Molecule: messenger RNA, 5342 nt
Organism: Dipodomys spectabilis (banner-tailed kangaroo rat)
Lineage: Eukaryota; Metazoa; Chordata; Mammalia; Rodentia; Heteromyidae
Gene: Git2
Product: GIT ArfGAP 2
Exons: 20
Coding region: 120-2393 (757 amino acids)
Biological process (GO): regulation of ARF protein signal transduction; brain development
Molecular function (GO): GTPase activator activity; protein binding
Source: RefSeq, a predicted model, not a curated record
GGCGCCGCUGCCAGCGCUGCCGCCGCGACCCGUUAGAGCGGAAGCGCUGCCGCCGCCUCAGCCGCAGUUGCCUUCGCUGUCCUGGGGUCCCUGGGUCCCGGCAGGUGGAGGCUGGAGCCAUGUCGAAGCGGCUCCGGAGCAGCGACGUGUGUGCUGACUGCAGUGGGCCGGAUCCUUCCUGGGCAUCAGUAAAUAGGGGAACUUUUAUAUGUGACGAGUGUUGCAGCGUUCAUCGGAGUCUAGGGCGUCAUAUCUCCCAAGUAAGGCAUCUUAAACACACGCCGUGGCCUCCAACACUGCUUCAGAUGGUUGAGACCUUGUAUAACAAUGGUGCUAACUCUAUAUGGGAGCAUUCUUUGCUGGACCCUGCCUCUAUUAUGAGUGGAAGACGUAAAGCUAAUCCACAGGAUAAAGUACAUCCCAAUAAAGCAGAAUUCAUCAGAGCCAAGUAUCAGAUGUUAGCAUUUGUCCACCGCUUGCCCUGCCGUGAUGAUGAUAGUGUGACUGCCAAAGACCUUAGUAAGCAACUUCAUUCAAGCGUGAGAACAGGGAAUCUUGAAACCUGUCUGAGACUGCUAUCUUUAGGAGCCCAGGCCAACUUCUUUCAUCCUGAAAAAGGAAACACCCCACUCCAUGUCGCUUCAAAAGCAGGACAGAUUUUACAAGCUGAGUUGUUGGCAGUAUAUGGCGCUGACCCAGGCACCCAGGAUUCUAGUGGGAAAACUCCUGUUGAUUAUGCAAGGCAAGGAGGGCACCAUGAACUGGCAGAGCGCCUUGUAGAAAUACAGUAUGAGCUGACUGACAGACUGGCCUUCUAUCUCUGUGGCAGGAAACCAGAUCACAAAAAUGGACAGCACUUUAUAAUACCUCAAAUGGCAGACAGCAGCCUGGAUUUGUCUGAAUUGGCAAAAGCUGCUAAGAAGAAACUUCAGUCUCUAAAUAAUCAUUUGUUUGAAGAACUUGCCAUGGAUGUUUACGAUGAAGUUGACAGGCGAGAGACUGAUGCAGUCUGGCUUGCCACGCAAAACCACAGCACCCUGGUAACUGAGACAACCGUCGUCCCCUUUCUUCCGGUCAAUCCUGAGUACUCAUCAACACGAAACCAGGGCAGACAGAAAUUAGCUCGAUUUAAUGCCCAUGAGUUUGCUACGCUGGUCAUCGACAUCCUCAGUGACGCCAAGAGGAGACAGCAGGGCAGUCCUCUCUCCAGUUCAAAAGACAAUGUGGAGCUCAUACUGAAAACAAUCAAUAACCAGCACAGUAUUGAGAGUCAAGAUAAUGACCAGCCGGACUAUGACAGUGUGGCAUCAGAUGAAGACACCGAUUUGGAGAGCACAGCAAGCAAGGCAAACAGACAAAAGAGCCUAGAUUCAGAUUUAUCAGAUGGACCAGUCACUGUGCAGGAAUUUAUGGAGGUCAAAAACGCCCUAGUGGCUUCUGAGGCCAAGAUACAACAGCUAAUGAAGGUGAAUAACAACUUGAGUGACGAGCUGAGAAUUAUGCAGAAAAAGCUUCAAACACUCCAGAGUGAGAACUCGAGCCUCAGGAAACAGGCCACAACCAAUGUCUAUCAAGUGCAGACUGGUUCUGAGUACCCAGACACUUCCAACCACUCCUCCUUAAAGCGACGUCCAUCUGCCCGGGGCAGUAGGCCCAUGUCCAUGUAUGAGACGGGAUCAGGUCAGAAACCAUAUCUCCCAAUAGGAGAAGCAAACCAUCCUGAGGAAAGCAGGACAAGACUCCAGCCCUUCCCUGCACACAUUGGGAGGAGUGCACUUGUGACCUCCUCUUCGUCUCUGCCUUCCUUCCCCUCCACACUUUCCUGGUCGAGGGAUGAGAGCGCCCGAAGGGCUUCCAGGCUGGAGAAGCAGAACAGCACACCUGAAAGUGACUAUGACAACACUCCCAAUGACCUGGAGCCAGAUGACAUGGGGUCAAGCCGGAAGGGAAGGCAACGGAGCAUGGUAUGGCCAGGUGAUUGCUCAGUGCCAGACUUGGCAGAACCCCAUAUAAGCCCCAUGCUCCCCAGCACUGAAGAUGUCAUCCGGAAAACUGAACAGAUCACCAAAAACAUACAGGAGCUCCUAAGAGCAGCCCAGGAAAACAAGCAUGACAGCUAUACUCCCUGCUCUGAGAGGAUACAUGGCGCUGUUACAGAAAUGGCAGUCUUGUUCCCCAAAAAACCCAAAUCUGACACGGUGAGGACUUCCCUUCGUUUACUGACAUCCAGUGCCUACCGGCUCCAGUCAGAGUGCAAGAAGGCCCUCCCAGGGGAAUCUGGCUCACCCACAGACGUGCAGCUGGUCACCCAGCAGGUCAUCCAGUGUGCAUACGACAUUGCCAAGGCGGCCAAACAGCUGGUCACCAUCACCACCAAAGAGAGCAACAGCUGAACACCGGGGUGCUGUCCCUUCUAUUUUCUAGGCUUUUUUAAGUCCGACUUCAAAUUUCAACAUGGAACUCUUCAGAUUUUUACAAGAACAAGCAUUUAAUGACAAUUUAAGAAAACUUUUUAAGAGAAAACUCAGUAUUAUUUUUGCAUGUUUUCUAACAAAUUUUCAACUAUUAAUUUAACCCACUUGCCUUAUUUUGUGCCUGUUUUCCAGUUAAGUUCCUGGAGUUGUAUUGUCAGCAAGUGUUGAGAUCAUGAGCAUAUACAUUCAGAAAUAGUUCCAUCGCUCAGAGUUUGUUAAACUUUCCCAUCCCUUAAAACUUCCAGUGUAUGUGUAAAACUAUAAGUGGGAUUUUUACUAAACAUUUUCUUGACAAAGUUGGAUUUAAAAAAAAACAACAUUAUCUUUUCUCUAACAAGCAUCGUGCAAUAAGUGAAUUUUCCAACCUACUGCAAAAUCUCUUUAAGUUUGGGGUAUCUCCAAGCAUGUAUGUAGAGAAAGGACUUUGCCACUUUCUAAAAAUAGUAUAACCACCUCUCGAGAGGAAACAAGGAAUUGUUCCAUUUUGUAUCAUGUUAAGUGUUCUAUUAUUUAACUUUUUAAAAAAUCUUGGUUUUUCUAUCUGUUCAUAUUUUACCCUUUUCCUGAAAUUUCCCUAGAGUCUGUAAAGCUUUUGUCACAUCAUGUCCCAUUUGACCGUAUUCAGGGCAGGAGCACAACCCAUCUAUCCACUGUCAAGGGUUCUGCCCACUGUCUGCCCCAAACCGGACAAUUCCGUCAGUCUAUCCAUAGCAGAUCUCUAUUACCCAUUCAUUCACAUACUACUGCCAUAAACUGACAUUGUAUUGUACCUUUCAUCCAAACACCUUUGACCACUUACAGCUUCCUCAUGUGAGCUGCUUUUUGCUUGUCUCCUCAUCUGUAAGGACCUCUUCCAAGGUAAGAGACAGUCAUCUGAGUUUAUCUUUAUCUAACUUUAUCUCCUUCUUCCCCCUAUUCCUUCCCAUACCCUUCUGGUACUUAGGAAUUACACAUCAACUUUCAAGAAUUCCUGGAAUGCCCUAAUGGUGUGUGUGUAGCAUGCAUAAAGCCGUGGGUUCCAUCCCCAACACUGCAGGAAAAUAAAAAAAAAAAAUGGUUAGGGGUAGGUAAACUGUGAAAGAGCAGAGGUUGACUGUGUGCAGACUUAUUUAAUUUAGCCAAAGGCCCUUUCUUGUUCUGAAUGUUAGGCACAUUCCUGUCCCUGCUUAUUGCAGUAGCUUUGUAUAGCUAUAACUCAGUCCCUGACCUGGUUGACCAGAUAAUGUGCAGAAAUGAAGUGAGCCAAACACAUAGCACAGGCACAGAAAGCAGUGCAGCAACUCCCCCACUCCUUUCAUUGGUAGAAAAACGUCUCUGGGGUUGCCAGUGCUUUGUUUUUUGUUGUUCUGUUGUUGUUGUUUUUUUCUUCCCAAAUGACAGCAGUAAUCUGGACACUUUUGGUGUUAUCUUUUUAGUUAGAAAUGUUUGCAGCCAGUCUGGAUAUGGCCAUAGAACAGGCACAGGUAAGCCAUGGCCUGUGGGCCUCACAGCCUCUGUUGUGGCCUACAUAAGCUGGUCAGUACCAGGGCCUGGCUUCCUCUGAAGUUACUGUCAGCUCUCUCUUUACCUAUAGAUUUUAGUCUUUGUGAAGAAGUCAAAGUGAGGAGUACUUGUCACCUCACUGUAUGCAAAUGAGCCUUUUUUUUUUUUCACAAAACUGACUUGUAAAACACUCCUAUAGCUUAACUGCUGUUGUGAAAGUAGCACCAAACUGUGGUGUCGAGUUUAUUGAGUUGUGGUGUAUGGAUACUCCUGCCAGUUUGGCUACACGGGAGGUAGUGUGGGAAAGUCCCAUAUCCCCUGAAGUCUUGUCCACUUACCUGUCCUCACAGCCCCAAGUGCCACAUCACUCCUAGAAGAUGCUUUCUACAAGGGUGUCCUACCUUAAGCUCAAGCACUAUCUGAUAACCUUUUCUGCAUGCUUCAUGAACCUGCUUUGCUUUCUAUCAGGCUCGUUGGGGUUCCUGGGGAAAGCCCAGGGGCAAUCCUAGCCUCUAGGGGAGGAAGAGGCUUCUGGGAAAAGGUAAAGCAGUCUUUCCUGAACACUAGAACCUGCUACAGUAUGUCAUUGUGCCCUGAGAAAAAAAUCAAAGCACAUAGGGAUCACAGACUUUCCAGCAUGAGAAUACAGUUUUCUUGGUUAACUCACAAGUCCAAACCCCAGGCCGAAGUUCCCAUGUGGAGUGACAAGCAGUGGCAAGAGGGGUGAGAGUCCUUUGGGCCCUGCAUGGUUCUGUAGCAUAUUCUGAAGCUGGGCUCAGAACUUGUCUGAACAUUUGUCUUGGCCACCCUUGCACAGGGAUUCCAUAGCCUUGUACAAGCCAGCUCUACAUCCUGUCAGAUUUUUUAAAACACUUUAUUCUUGAUUCUCCAUUCCUGCCACAUGACUUGCUCUCUAAGCUGAUAGGACAGAGGUGCACUUUAUGAACUGACACUGGGCCCCACGCUCCUUUCCCCAAAAUCAUCUUCCAUCUCGGAAUACAGAUAGUUCUAAUUUGCCAAAGAACAGUGGAUUGGGCCCAAAGAUCAAGUAUAGUAUUUAUGCAAUUGGAACUGUAAACGCACAAGUCAGCAGCUUCACUCACAGAACUGAGAGCGGAACUAGCAUGUUUUCAUCCUUGACACCAGUCUUCCUUUUCUUCCUUGUCCUGGUUGAAGGCAAUCCUUGUUCUUACAAAAGAAAAUGCUGCAUAGGAAAAAAUGAGAUGCCUUUUAUUCAAACGUGUUUAUCUGUGUCACUCAUUAUUCUGUACUUAUCUCUCAUUUUUAUUGUACAUCCUAUUCCUGUAACUAUUGUACCCUGUGUUGUAAAAUCGUUUUGGAAUUUAUGCCUCCUAGUUAUGCAAUAAACAGGCUCUGUAAGUGUCA